Molecule: messenger RNA, 189 nt
Organism: Gongylonema pulchrum
Lineage: Eukaryota; Metazoa; Nematoda; Chromadorea; Rhabditida; Gongylonematidae
Source: the annotation of a GenBank genome assembly
AUGAGUCCACGCAUUUUUUUUUCCAGCAAUCUGCAUCCAAAAUUAACAUAUCGAACAGCAGGUUCCACAUGGCACACUACCACGUCCUGUGAUCGGCCUGGUUCAUCUUAUUUGCCUGAUUACAAAACAAGGUACGAUGAUAACUAUGCUUAUCGACGAAGUGCUCAUGAAAGCAAUAUGUCAGGUUAG